ACCGCCCCAUUUCCCAACCAUCGACCGACUUACUUGUACCGCUCACUACGUCGACGCUAUUUUGCCAGCAGCGAUGGCUCCCUCUAGCAAGAGUGCCGCUGCAUCCAAGGACCGGCGAAAGUCGGGCAACAUGGCUGCUGCUGCCAGCGCCAGUGCAGCCGCCACCAAGCCGACCCUCAUCAUCACCCUCAAGGUGCCGUCUCGCAGGUUGCGAGCCACUGUCGACCCGGAUUUUGUCAAGGAAGACACACCAGCCAAGCAAUCCCCCUCGACUUCGACCACGCUGGUUGCACCGACCAACGCUAAUACUGAGAAUGCGUCCGACUCGACCCCUAAUACGCCGGCCGGCGGCACACCCGCACCCCAGGCCUCCAGUAUGGGGCCCCCCUCUGAGGGACCCAAGAAGAAAGGGGUCAAGAGGAGUGCAGGUGCGGCUGCGAAUGGUAACGGCGAGCCCAAAGUCCGCGGGAAGCCGGGACCCAAGAAGAAGCAGAAGCUUGAAGAUGGUACGGCCGAAGGUGGGCGGAGCGGCCUGGCACCCCACAAACUAGGGCCCAAGGCCAACCAAGGUGCCAUCAACGCCGGCCUGCGGGCCCUGGACCGGUCCGGCAAGCCCUGCCGGAAGUGGACCAGGGGCGGCUUCACGCUCAAGAGCUUCACUGGAGUCGUCUGGGAGAUUCCGCGCUGGGUGGCGCCGCCGAAGCCCCGACCCGAGUCGUCGGCGGACGACUCAACGCCUGCGUCUAUCGACAGCAGCAGCAAGGAGAACAAGGAGAACGAGAACGAGAACAAUAGCCAGUUCAAAAGCGAAGCGAGCAACAAUGGGGGAGACAUCGAGAUGCAGAGCGCCCCGAGCGUCGCCGCCGACAACUCUCCGGCACCCGUUGCCAUUCCUGCUUGAUGUUUUCCGGUUUUAUACUUUCAAGUUUCACGCAUUAGAUGUGCUUUUACCGUUUCUGUACACCGCACCUUCGGCAUUUCAAACAAAAAAAAGGAGUUCGGCGCUUGGUAUGAACGGGAAAAGGACGGAAUGGGUACUAUUAAGCCUCUGGGUGGCGUCUUGUUGGCAGAGCCCUCG
This is a messenger RNA of Canariomyces notabilis, 1078 nucleotides long. Its product is annotated as DUF1711-domain-containing protein. Gene Ontology annotation, biological process: chromatin remodeling. Gene Ontology annotation, cellular component: Ino80 complex. Lineage: Eukaryota; Fungi; Ascomycota; Sordariomycetes; Sordariales; Chaetomiaceae. The transcript has 2 exons. The record is from RefSeq and is a predicted model, not a curated record. Bases 74 to 901 code for a protein of 275 amino acids.